CUAAACUAGGGUCUGAAAUGUGGAGCGAAAAUGGAACCCUCGGAAGAAUCUCAACAUCAGUCAAUGGGAAACUACCAAUCUCAAAAUAAAAACGAUGACAAACAACCAAAAGAUGUGAUAGCGUUAGGGUUUGAAUCGGCGUUGCCUUCUGAUCCCAAUCGCGAUCCGAAUCUUAAUGAUGAGGAUAAGCUAAACCUAAUCGUAGCUACUGAAGAGCAUCAGAAUCUAUCUCUGAGAGAAGAGCCUGUCAAUGAGGAACCUCAGAAUUUUGUCUUGGAAAACACCGCCAAUGAAGAGAGAGAAUUGAAACAAGCUAUCAACGAAGAAGACUAUGGGAAAAAGGAAAGAGAAAAUGAGGGUUAUAGUUCAGUUUUGGGAGAAAAUGAAGUGAAUAAUGAGAAACAUUCGGAUCACGAAGAGGACGGUGAGAACGAGGGCCAAAAUGAGGAAGGUCAGGGUCUAACUUGCGAAAAUGCCACCGAUGAAGAGAGAGAAUCGAAACAGGCCAUCAACGAAGAAGAAUAUGGGAAAAAAGAAAGAGAAAAUGAGGGAAAGAGUUCAGCUGUGGCAGAAAAUGAAGUGAAUAACGAGAAACAUCCGGAUCACAAAGAAGAAGCUGAGAACGAGGGCCAAGAUGAGGACUGGAGUGCUAAAAAUGAGUACGACAAGGACGAAUAUGGCAUCGAGAACCAUGAAUACAAUUGGAGUGAGAAUGAGUGGGAGAGAGACGAUGUGAAUGAGAAGGAAGGGGAUGGGAAUGAUGAUGGGGCAAUGUCUAUGCCAAUAUCAACGUCUACGCCAAUAUCCAAGGAUGACAGAAAUAAUUGGAGGAACCAAUAUCCACAACGACCUGAUGCCGGGGUCUGUCCAGUUUAUAUGAAAACUGGGAACUGUAAGUUCGGAUCCUAUUGCAAGUUCAAUCACCCUGCCAGAAGGAAAAACCCGGGUGCUAAGGAGAAAGUGAAACAAAAGGAAGAAAGCCCACAAAGGCCAGAAAGGCCAGGGAAAACUGAAUGCAAGGGUGCUAAGGAGAAAGUGAAACAAAAGGAAGAAAGCCCACAAAGGCCAGAAAGGCCAGGGAAAACUGAAUGCAAGUAUUACUUGACGUCUGGAGGAUGCAAGUAUGGAAAAGCUUGUAGAUACAAUCACAAUGGUGGAAAAACUUCAGUUGCUCCGAUUUUAGAAUUUAACUUUCUGGGUCUGCCAAUCCGACUGGGAGAGAAAGAGUGCCCCCAUUACAUGCGGAAUGGAUCCUGCAAGUAUGGAUCAAACUGCAGGUUUAACCAUCCUGAUCCUACUGCAGUUGGAGGAGGUGACUCUCCUUCUGGAUAUGGCAAUGAUGGAUCUUUUUCAUUACAAGGUGUUUCUGAUUCAACAAUGGCAUCAUGGUCUUCCCAUAGAAUGAAUGAGACCACCCCCUACAUGCCAAUGUUGUUUCCACCAACCCCAGAUCCUGAAUGGAGUAGAUAUCAGGCCCCUGUAUACCCGAUAUCAGAAAGGAACCUACCUACACCUCCAGCACUUGUGAUGAAGAAUCCAGCAACUGAUACAAACUUCUACCCUCAUCAGCAGCAGCAAAUGCUAGUUGACGAAUAUCCUGAAAGACCUGGCCAACCUGAAUGCAGUUACUUCUUAAAAACUGGGGACUGUAAAUAUAGAUCCAACUGCAAAUUUCACCAUCCGAAGAGUCGGAUGCCCAAGCCACCCCCUUGCAUUCUCAGUGACAAAGGCCUACCGCUAAGACCUGAUCAGAACAUCUGCUCACAUUACAGCCGCUAUGGCAUUUGCAAGUUUGGGCCUGCUUGUAGAUUUGAUCAUCCCACAAAUUAUGGCAACUCAAGUUCUUCAGUUGAGUCUGAACCCAAUCAGCCUCCUUCCAUUGCCAAUUCAACAAUGGUGGAUGGGGCAAGAAUGGCUAUCUGAUGUAGCAGCCUGUGUAAGAAUUUUUGCAUCGAAGUGUUUAGAACCCAUGAUACAAAGAUUUUGAAUUCUUCCUAAGUAGUGCCCCAAGUCCUUCAAGAGGAUGGCAUGAUAAUUACCAUCUGUCACAAGCGCAAGCAAAAUUGGGAUAUGUAAAUUAUCUCUAUACCAAGUAAUUUUAUCAGCUAAUAUACAUAGUGAUGUUGGCAUUUUUAUUAUGACGCUUGAAUUCUUGUGCCACCAGUUUAGAGCUGCCUGUAUGAGUAUCUCCCAGUUAUUUCCUGCACUGGUUGGUCUCAGCUAGCCCACAUUUGAAUAUACAGGUGUGAUCAUUGUGAUG
Molecule: messenger RNA, 2260 nt
Organism: Ilex paraguariensis (yerba mate)
Lineage: Eukaryota; Viridiplantae; Streptophyta; Magnoliopsida; Aquifoliales; Aquifoliaceae
Source: the annotation of a GenBank genome assembly